UUUUCAGGAGUAUAUGAUGGCUGGAGAAAAGACGUCUCCUGCUAAUUUGCAGAUUUUGAACCAAGGACUAGCGGACAGAACAUUCCUAGCUGGAGAAAAUAUUACCUUCGCAGAUUUCCUACUGUUUCACAGUAUACAGUUUGUUAUAAAGGAAUACAGUUUUCAAGAGAAGGAGAAUAUUGCUCAUGUUUCCAGAUGGUUUGGACACGUUCAGACUCUGCUCAAUUCAAACCUUACUGUUCUUUUCAGCAGAACAGUUCUUUAUUAAACAUAUUUUUUAUUUCAAUAAAAAAUCAAUCUUGAA
Messenger RNA from Eurytemora carolleeae, 304 nucleotides. RefSeq names its product eukaryotic translation elongation factor 1 epsilon-1 (gene AIMP3). Gene Ontology annotation, biological process: positive regulation of DNA damage response, signal transduction by p53 class mediator. The transcript has 5 exons. Bases 14 to 268 code for a protein of 84 amino acids. NCBI's taxonomy places the organism in Eukaryota, Metazoa, Arthropoda, Copepoda, Calanoida, Temoridae. Gene Ontology annotation, cellular component: cytoplasm; aminoacyl-tRNA synthetase multienzyme complex; nucleus. The record is from RefSeq and is a predicted model, not a curated record.